UGGUGGGUGGCGCGUGCGGAGUCGCCUGUGAGGGGCCGCUGCGGGCACCGAGCGGGGCGGCUCUGAGGCCGGGGCCGGGCAGGAAGAUGCCAGUGGCGGUGAUGGCGGAAACCUCCUUCAGCUUCAAGAAGCUCCUGGAGCAGUGCGAGACCCAGGAGCUGGAGGCCCCUGGAGGAAUUGCAACACCCCCAGUUUAUGGUCAGCUUCUAGCACUAUACCUGCUGCACAAUGACAUGAAUAAUGCACGAUAUCUUUGGAAAAGAAUUCCUCCUGCUAUUAAAUCUGCAAAUUCUGAACUUGGUGGAAUUUGGUCAGUAGGACAAAGAAUUUGGCAGCGAGACUUUCCAGGAAUCUACACAACAAUCAGUGCACAUCAGUGGUCUGAGACUAUUCAACCAAUCAUGGAAGCACUUAGAGAUGCAACUAGGAGGCGAGCUUUUGGACUGGUUUCUCAGGCAUAUACCUCAAUAAUUGCAGAUGAUUUUGCAGCCUUUGUUGGACUUCCUGUAGAAGAAGCUGUGAAAGGGGUGUUAGAACAAGGCUGGCAAGCAGACUCAACAACUCGUAUGGUAAUGCCUAAAAAGCCAGGGGCACUGGAAGCUUCCUUUAACAGAUUUAUUCCUUUACCAGAACCUGCUACAGUUCCACCAAUUCCUAAUGAACAACAGUUGGCCAGAUUGACUGACUAUGUGGCUUUUCUUGAAAAUUAAUUACCCCAUUCCUGUGUUCAAGACAGAACCUGGAAAUUCUGUGUACUGGCAGUUCUACUAUCUAAAACUUACUUUUAUCCUGUUUGUUAAAUGUCGCAGCCUCCCCCUACUGGAAUAUGUUGAUAAAAUAUAUAUAGUAUAUAUUUUGUUCCUAUAUGUGUUUUGCCAAAGCAAAGUUAGUAGUUGAAAUAGUCCUUCACUCCAAUAAUAUUUAUCCAUUAGGUACACAGCAGUAUUACAUGUUAAGUUUUAUUCUCUUAUGACUCUUAGCGAGAAAGGGCAUAUCUCUCCAACUGUACUGAUAUAGACUAUUGCAAAGCAGCAAACAGAAGGAAAGAGAAGAGUUUCCAUCAGCGAAGGAGAUGAAUGUAAUUAUGUCCUUUGUACUCAUGACUUCGAUGCUUCCAUUGCUGGCAGUGGAAUCCUUACCAGGAAAAUCGGUCACAAAUGGAUUAAGUAUAAACAGGGGAAAGCUAUUCUACCUGCAUCUGUAAAGGGGAAGCCUUGCAAAGUACAAUAAAUAUUUAGUUGUGAACCAUAAGUAACAGCAAGUUACAGUAACUAUUACUGUACUUUCCUGCAAGAUUCCUUCCAUUUAUGGUGAGAUUUUUAUAACUGGUUACUCUUAUAUCCCAUUGCUUAUCUAUUUCUGAGUUGUCUUAUUUCCCCUAGGGUUAGUUUUGAGUGCUCUGUGAAAACUGUUUGUAGGCUGGUGUUCUUUUUUUUUUUUUUUUACUGCAGACUGAUAUUUUUAAUAUACCUGGGGCACCUAGAGAAUACAUUUCAGAAAGUUGUUGUGGAGGAUGGCAAAUGUUCACUUCACUUGCUCUGAAAAAGCACUUGGUUUUGGAAAGCUUAACUUUUA
Messenger RNA from Terrapene triunguis (Three-toed box turtle), 1575 nucleotides. RefSeq names its product COP9 signalosome subunit 8 (gene COPS8). The record is from RefSeq and is a predicted model, not a curated record. Bases 87 to 710 code for a protein of 207 amino acids. NCBI's taxonomy places the organism in Eukaryota, Metazoa, Chordata, Testudines, Emydidae. The transcript is spliced from 8 exons. Gene Ontology annotation, biological process: protein deneddylation; COP9 signalosome assembly. Gene Ontology annotation, cellular component: COP9 signalosome.